CGAGCUUGCGGGAGCGGAGCGCGCGGACGCUACAAAUAAAGGAAGGCGCGCACCUGCGAGCCUUCACAGCUCUGGAAAGACAGAAGAACCUGAACAUCAUCCUCCUGAAUUUCAGCUCAUCUCAGUGUAUUUAAAAGGUGCGGAUCUGAGGAUGUCCUGCGGUUGGUUGCUCGUGUUGUUCUCUCAUGUGCUGCUGUUGCUCGCUUGUCCUGGACUAUCGCGCUGUGCGCUCGACUAUGCGUCAAUCACGGACAACAGCGACCCCCAGUCUGAGCACAAUGAGAAACGAUAUAAUGAUAUCGAUUAUGACAGUUUCAUCGGCCUAAUGGGCAGGAGGAGUGCAGGAACAAAUCGUGACACAAAUUCACCAUUUAGACCUAAUAUGAAUGACAUCUUUAUUGGAUUGUUGGGACGGAGAAACACUGUGCCUGCUAUUCCUGCUUGGAGAGGACAGAGAAGAGGCAACAUUUUCUUAAAGGACAGAAAGCUGAGGUGAGAAUUUGUUUUGCUGUGGUGUAUGAAGCGUAAUCUCAUCUGUCUCAUCCACCAUGCAAUUCUGCCAUUCUGAAGAAAAAAAUAUCUGUCUUUGUACAAUAACUAAGCUGUAUGAGUUCUAUUGUCAGUGUGUUCAUUGUAGUAUAUUUUGUCUUUUAUAUGUAAUGUAAGAAUUCUUACAAGCCAUUAAGAUUUCAAAAUACAGAACACACCAGACUCAAAUCAGAUGAAGGAUGUUUUGAUAGACUUACAAUUCAGGACUCCUGGGAUGAAAAGACAGAUGUGGGAAGACUGAAGAAUGCUCAUACCUUAAUAAUUUGAACAUAUGCUAAUUUCAUAUGCUUUAAACUAUACUAUUUUACUUUAUUUAUUCAUUCAUAAAAGAGACCACAUAAAAACAGUUUACUGUAAAAUAAUUCUUUAUUUAAUAUGCUGGUUAUCAUUCCCCGUUGAAUCAUUCUUGUCACACAUUUGCCACACACACUCUUUUAUAAAUAAAAGAUUGCUGUGGAAGUACUGUACAGAAUUCCCUUUGUACAUAAAAGACCUUACCGACAAAAGAGAGUAAGAAAGGAACAAAUAUACCUUUGGAUUAAAGACAAGGGCAUGAAAUGCAUGAAUUCAGAAAUGCAGAUUCGCUUUAA
This is a messenger RNA of Labeo rohita (rohu), 1139 nucleotides long. It is a transcript of the gene tac3b, whose product is annotated as tachykinin precursor 3b. Gene Ontology annotation, biological process: positive regulation of blood pressure; tachykinin receptor signaling pathway. Bases 152 to 496 code for a protein of 114 amino acids. The transcript has 7 exons. The record is from RefSeq and is a predicted model, not a curated record. NCBI's taxonomy places the organism in Eukaryota, Metazoa, Chordata, Actinopteri, Cypriniformes, Cyprinidae.